AUGGAUCUUCGGAGAGCUUGCAAUCUCACAGUGCUGCUCCUUUCUCUUUUCUUUGCACAUUAUAAGGUGAUUUCAGGGGAUUCUACGGUUGUUUUCCUCGAUAGCCCUACUCACCAGUACCUUCGCCAGUCAUCAUCUCAGUCAGGUUCAUUCUCCCCAUCUGAAAUUAGUGCAGCUGCAUCAGUGCUGCUUGGCUUCGCACCGUAUCCUACAGUAACUGCUGCCAGCUCAUCCAAGCUAAAUGAGGUGCUUAUGCCUAAUCCAUUUGAUAGGCCCCGUGCCUUGUUGCUGCUUGAAGUCACAGGAGCUGAAGAGUUUGAACUUGUUGCUGACAAAGGUGAAUCCCCACUAAGUGGUGCUCUGAGAAUCAAGGUUGCAGGCAAUGAAAGAGCUGACAUUCAGCUCAUAGGUGAAGAUGAAGUGUCUUUGGUAUCACUGAAUGAAGGAUCAAGUGUUACAGAAUGUUCAGAUAAAGAACUAAGUGAAUUUGCGUCUUGGAUGGGUGGAUCAUACAUUGAAGAUAAAUCCAGGCCAUUGCAUGGAGAGUUAAUUCUUCCAACGUCCAAUGGUUCUUUUAUGAGACUUCAUUUAUCAGAGAGGGCUGACAUGGAAUUCGCAACAAGUCUUAUGUUGCUCGUCAAUAAAAUUAAACACGCAAAGAAGAUUCAUCAAGUUUUCACAAAAAAUGAGAUCAGUCCAGCAGAGCUAUUUACUGGGAGAUUUGAUGGAAUUAAGGCUUUGCAAGAUAAUUAUGGAAAAGAAGGAAUUGCACAAAGUGGGUUGGAAGUGUUUGUCAAUUCCAUCUCAAAAGCAGUCAAUUUGAUUCAGUCAGUAUACCAAGGACAAAUUGUUGGAAUUAUAGCCCAUGGUGACCAACUAGGCUUCCAAGUCAAAUUAAAUUCUCAGCGAUCUGCUCGUCAGCUGGCGGAAACUGAAACCUCACCUGAUAUCGCCAAGCUUGCAGAAGUGUUGUUUGUUAGAAGGGCUUUGGCUUGGAUUACUGGAAUCAUUCUCCUUAUUGCGACUCUUCUGGGGAUCCUCUUUCUUAUGAACAUGCCACUCACUAAGGACACCCUUCUGUAUUCCAACGUGAAGCUCGACUGA
Messenger RNA from Striga hermonthica, 1104 nucleotides. The record is from the annotation of a GenBank genome assembly. NCBI's taxonomy places the organism in Eukaryota, Viridiplantae, Streptophyta, Magnoliopsida, Lamiales, Orobanchaceae.